CCAGUCGCAUUCCACGUAUACUUUCAACCAACGAGUCCUCAUCUUUGGACACGCCUUUCGGCGUGUCGGCGUCGGUACGCCUUUUGAAAAUUGUCUGAAAAUAGAACACCAAGCUAUCUUCUCUAAGUUAAACGAACGCGCCCGGGAAACUUGCUUGUGGUUGUUUUCUUGGAAACCGAUCAGCGAGCCCGCAGUGUAUUCAUGACGGUCCAGUAACGAAUCUAUGAUCAAUGUCACGCAAGCAGGAUAACGACUUGAAACGACGUUUCGAACAUAAAAUGUAUCUGGCGAAAGAACGUCCAGAUGAUCUGUUUGAUUUGGCAGACUGUGGAUUGAAAGAGAUUCCUUCUGGUACAUUUUCCUUAGCCAAGGUCCUGCUUAAAACCCAUUUACUGCUGCAAAACAAUGCACUUCGAAACUUGGAAUCCGGAGGCAACCUUUCAGAUCUUCAGCAUCUUCAAGUGCUUGACUUGAGUUCAAACCUAUUACAGCGGCUGCCGGAUAAAUUCCACAAUUUGUCGUCUUUACAGAUUCUCAAUUUGUCGAAAAAUCGCUUGCAAUCGCUGCCUCCCAGCUUUGUGAAGCUUUCUUCCCUGCAUAAGUUGAAUCUUGAAGACAAUGCAUUCAAGUUUGUGCCCAGCGAAAUUGGCGCCCUUCCACAGUUGGUGGUACUUGGACUUGCUGGUAACCCAUUUUCCGAGCUACCAGCCCAAAUUCUGAAAUUGACGAAUUUGCAGCAACUCACUCUUCCGGUAGAACAAAUGCGAUUCCCUCCUGCAGGUUAUAACACGUCAACUUCAAUCAGUGAAUCCCACGCGCAUGUAUCUCAUCACAAACCACAGGAAACUGGCUGUUCUCAAGUUUCCCCAGACUUCUCCAUUGUUAACUUGGCGUCGUUUUUGGUUUCUUUCGAGCAGAAACCGCACAAUCAGCGUCUUCGCGCUGUGGAAUUCGAACGUCAAUUGCAAGAGGAUCAGAAAGAUCAAAUGCAACUAGCCUUUGAAGCAAAUCGGACACGACAGAAGGUUCUAGGACAGUUGGUCGAGGAUGAAGCUCGACUGCAUGCCGAAUUGACUGCUGUACAACGAAAGCGAGAUCAAGAUCGCACCAAAUUAGUCCAUACGUUGUUGAGUGCCGAGGACAGUGCGGAUCAGCUGAUCCAGCAGCUGUUAUCCCGAAACGAAGCCGCUAAGCGUCAGGAAGCAGCAGCGGACUUGGACAACCUGAAGAUGCUUGUCAAUAGACCAGAUUCUUCUUUUGAAUUACGACGUCAAGAAAUUCUUGAUGCAAUGCAGACCAUGUUGUCCGUCACGGAUGAAGCGUAUCGCGGCUACACUGCCCAGCGUCAGGUCGCACAACAGCGAACAUUAGCUGGAGAUGUUUCGGCCGAUCAAAAAGUGGUGGGACUACUUGCGGACAGGCAUGAGAAACAAAAGAAAUUGACUAGUGAAAUCGCCCUGGAAGAGGAAGCGCAGAAAGCAGCCUUCGCCAAACUGCAGAUAAAACAAGAUGCUCGAGCUCAACGUUUGCAGCGAGAUAUUGUACUAAUUGAACAGGAACUCUGUUAUCUAACCAAGGCUGAACAAGACCGGAAAGCCAAGCGCACCGAAGUCAACCAACAGUGUUUGAACCAACGUCGCGCGGAUUUGGUCCGGCUUUUGGCUCAGUUAAGUAAGGAACAACAAACUCGGCAAGAGGAAUUGAAGGCUCGCCUAAAAGAAAUGGAACAACACCGUAUUGAUGAUCAGCUGGACUAUUGGCUCAUCCAGUAUCAACGACUCCUGGAUAACAAGCCACCAGAAUUAUCUAAUAAGCUUGAACCUGAAGUUGAAGAUAUUCUAAGAUUGGCUGGAGGUCUGGAUUUCGCUUCCAACUUUCAGUACCAUCGUGUCACGUAUACAGUUCUCCAAAGGAUGACCGAAGACGAUUUACAACGCAUUGGCGUAUAUGCUGCUGGAGUCCGUCGGGCUAUCCUGGGCGCUGUGGCCGAUCAAAUCCAGGCAUCAAAACUGGCGGACAUUAAGCUUUCUUCCGACCACACUGUUGAACGCAUUUCUGCACCAUCUGCCCCUCCAUUAAUCGAAACGGUGCCAUCAGCGCCUUCGCGUAUACUUGCCCGUACAGAAAAUGAGUGCUGUGUUUGUCAGGAUGCAUCUUGUUCCGUUGUAUUUCUUCAAUGUGGCCAUGUAUGCACUUGCAGUGCCUGCGCAAAUGGGGUCACGGUCUGUCCGCUAUGUCGAUGUUAUAUCUCUCAGCGAAUUGAACUACAGUCAUGAAAUGAAGAGGUCAGAGUUCUAUGAAUGCCUAUUCUCCUGUGAUAAUCUGUCCACUAUGCUUUCUGCACCAACUCACGUUCAGUCAAAAUCGGCGCAAAUGUUACUCUUGUAAUUUUUAUUUCCUUUCAAAUUUAGGUAGUUUCAUCUAUUGUCUUCCCGUAUGUUAUUUCUACAAUAUGACCGUAGAUGUUUCAUCUGUUCGAAAGAAUUCAUUUUAGGUUAUCCUUCAUAACGACUUUCUUACAUGUAUAGUGAUACAUACCCGAAAUGUCCGUUGCUAAUUUACCAUGCAGUAGUUGAUCAGUACCAGCUUCGUAAUAUCAUACUAGCAGUCUUUUACAUUUUCGCAUAACCUGCUGUAGCUUCUUUCUUCGCACACUACGAAUUGCUGCAGUCCCGCCCUUCACUCAGGUUAGCUGCAGCCUUUGUGGAGUUUAACUUUGUGAAACCUCUUGCAUAUUUUAGAUAAAAUGGAG
This is a messenger RNA of Opisthorchis viverrini, 2752 nucleotides long. RefSeq lists its product as hypothetical. Gene Ontology annotation, molecular function: protein binding. The transcript has 15 exons. The record is from RefSeq and is a predicted model, not a curated record. NCBI's taxonomy places the organism in Eukaryota, Metazoa, Platyhelminthes, Trematoda, Opisthorchiida, Opisthorchiidae. The coding region runs from base 231 to 2276 and encodes 681 amino acids.